Messenger RNA from Diorhabda sublineata, 1237 nucleotides. Its product is annotated as quinone oxidoreductase-like protein 2. Lineage: Eukaryota; Metazoa; Arthropoda; Insecta; Coleoptera; Chrysomelidae. Gene Ontology annotation, cellular component: mitochondrion. Gene Ontology annotation, molecular function: oxidoreductase activity. The record is from RefSeq and is a predicted model, not a curated record. The coding region runs from base 59 to 1093 and encodes 344 amino acids. The transcript has 4 exons.
AUAUUCCAAACAGAAGAAUACAAAAAUUAGGUUAUGGAAGUAAAGUUUAAAAAUUAAAAUGAACAAAUUAUUUACAAGGUUGAUUUCUAAAUCUUUAAACAAAUUAUCGAAAACUGAUAAAUUGGCAAGCACUUAUAAGGCAGCUGUCAUAGCAGAAAUAGGGAAACCUUUAGAAAUACAAGAAAAAAAAGUACCGAAAUUAAAACCAAAUCAAGUUAGGGUACAAGUUGUUUAUUGCAGUGUAAACUCGGUGGAUUGCCAUAAAUUUAGAAAUGACAGUGACCAAUUACCGUUUAUUCCUGGAUAUGAAUUAUCAGGGGAAAUUUUAGAAAAAGGAACUGAGGUUAAAGAUGAGGUUAUUAGGAUUGGAGAAAGAGUUGUUGGCUUAAAUCUUUUACAUUUCGGAGGCUUUGCCGAACAAUGCGUGCUAGAUAUCAAUGAUGUAUGGAGGAUACCGGGGGAUUUAGAAAGGAAAGAUGCUGCAGUCAUAGCUUAUGGUCAUUCUACUGCUCUUUAUACGUUUUCAAAAUUAUCUACUAUCAAAGAAAAAGAAAAAGUUAUAAUUUCAGCUGGUCCUGCUGGAAUGGGCUUAGCAGCAGUGGAUAUUGCAGCAAAUGUUUACAAGGCACAGGUUAUCGGAUUGGUAGAUACAGAAGAGAGAGGUGAAUUAGUCAGACAAAGAGGGGCAUUUGAGACUGUUAGUUUUUCAGAAAAAUUACCCAAAACAUGUAUGGCAGUGACUGAAAAUAAAGGAGCAAAUGUAGUCUAUGAAGCAGUAGGAGAACAAAUGGAGCUUAUUGGAAAAUGCGUUGCUGUUGGAGGAAAACUAUUUCAUGCAGCUCCAUUCUUUUACAAGACAAUCCCAGCUCCAACGCCUCACACAUUCGCUUCAAUUGUUAGUCUUAAAGAACUGAAAAAGCAAAAUAACAACCUGUAUAGAUCCAUAGUCAAUGAUACUCUUGAAAUGGCAAACGAUGGGCUAAUAAGUGCUCAUAUAAGUGCUAAAUUUAAUUUGACACAAGUGAAUGAAGCAAUAAAAUUUAUUGAUGAUAAGAAAUGUACUGGUAAAGUACUUAUAUACAUUGAUAACUAAGUUGCGAUUAUUAAACAAGUAUUAUUUAUUAGGUAAUAACAUAAAUCGAUUCUGUUAUUUGAUUUUAAAACUUUUUAGUUAUAGAAUACUUUACAUUGUCUUACCUCGUAAUUGCUUAUAUAAAAUAAAACUAUUUAUCUAUUA